Bemisia tabaci is the source of this 3721-nucleotide messenger RNA. RefSeq lists its product as uncharacterized. Gene Ontology annotation, cellular component: nucleus. The record is from RefSeq and is a predicted model, not a curated record. Lineage: Eukaryota; Metazoa; Arthropoda; Insecta; Hemiptera; Aleyrodidae. Gene Ontology annotation, molecular function: protein binding. Gene Ontology annotation, biological process: regulation of transcription by RNA polymerase II.
GAAUUUAUUAUGUACAGUUCCACCGAAGUAUGUAUGUACUAAUAAAUUAUUUCGUCGAUGAAGACAUGAGCGCAGAUAUUUCGCGCGGCGUUCGAUACAUCAUGCUGCGUUGAACGAUAAAUCGACCAAGUACUUAUUAUUGUAUUGUGAUUACAGUGGUGCGCUCCGUUCCGUUUCGUGUGACAAUUGGUUAUCUAUCUAUUCUUGUUGGUAACUGCUUGUAGUGGGUCCUUGUUCUGUGAAAAAAAAUGGACGUCUAUCUCAAUUUCCCGAAUUUAAAGUUAAUAAUACAUUGGUUCCUGAUCUCGUAGUAACUGCAGGGAUUUUUGUAGUGACGUGCAAAAUGGUAGGCACACGAUUUAUGGUACAAUGGGAGGAGCAUCCCUCACAUUUGUCAACCCGGCUUGGUCGACUCUUGGAGGCACAGGCUUUCGUUGAUGUCACGUUGAUGUGUGCUACGCAUUCUCUAAGAGUUCAUGGCUCAGUACUGGCUGCUUGUAGUCCAUAUUUUGAGGACUUACUCAAACUUCAAGUGGGUCAUCAUCCUCUUAUCAUGCUGAAAGACAUGAAGUUUUGUGUUCUGCGAGCACUCAUUGAAUUCAUGUACUGCGGUGAAACAAGUAUUACUGAAGCUGACCUUCGACCUUUGCUUGAUGCUGCCAAAUUUUUCAAGGUGAAGGGACUUUCUUCAAUGACUGCAGAAGUCUUGAGUGAUCUACCACAAUCUAAAGUAUCUCAAACAUCUGUUUCUGAGGAAGGGAAGAAUGUCACUUGCUGUAAAACUCCGCACACAUCCACUGCGUCAACGCUCAGCACAAGUGGGGCCAACUUCAUAAAAUCAAGCAAGAAGACAUCCAUCGUGAGGCCAAGAAAAAGCAUAGCACCUCCUAAAAUUGACAGUGUAGCAGUUGAAAUGAAUGAUAGCUCUGGACUACCACAAGAUGAGUCAGCUCAGAUUUUGCUUUCUCUUUCUGGAAACAACAAAGUAGUACAAAGAGGCUCUCGUGGGCGGGGGAGCAAUAAUCGCCUCCUGACACAGGGUCCCGGAAGACCGCCCAAUAAACCGAUCGUGAUAAGUAAUUGUAGUUUUGGUUCAGCUGAUUCACAAAUAGAAACGCGGUCGAAAUUAGUUAACACUUUCGAACCUCGCAAGCGCGGCAGGAAAAAACAACAAAUUGCAUCCGUUAGCUCGUCAAGUAGGGAAUUGUUGGAUGGUUCAAAUCAGUCCGUAAGUUCUCUAAAAAGUUUUGAAAGCAGCAAUUCUAUUAUUGACAAUUUCAAAAUGUUACACCGAGAUACUAAGUAUAGCAAGCUGUUGUCCAAUUCAAGUGACCCUAAACUAAAUUCUAUAACAGCAAACAUGGAAAAGUCCCCGUUGCUUGCUUCAUUACUUUCAAAAGAAGACUCCAUUCAAGGUAAGAAAAAUGCCCUGAAAAGUGGAGUUGUGGACAUCAAGUCUCCAUCUGUUAGCGGGUCCACUGAAUACUUAGAAGCCCUGAAAGCAGCAGGGCUACCAACUGAUGUGCCAAUUAUUGUUGACACAGGAGAUGGGAACUACGUGACUUUAACGGAAGAUGUCUUUAUGGACGUUCUAAGUUCAAGUGAAUCUCUACAAUUCCAAGUUACCGAAGAAACGUUGGAUGAUUCUGUCAGCAUAACGGAAGGUGUUGUGAUGCAAGAUGGAUCAAUAGUAACAGAAGAAGGUCGUGAGUUAGUUGCGGAACCGAAUUCGUCGAAAAAACUUCUCUCAGGUCACUUUAAACAGUAUUCGAAGCCAGAGCCUCCAGACCUGUUCACCACAUUGGGAGGCAAAUCAACAAUUAGCAACGAAAAGUCAGAUAUCACGGAAACAGUGACUGAAACUUUGAAAUCUUCUGCAUCAGAUGAUCCUGAUGCAGUAGUCCUAGUAGAAGUUAAAGGGAACCAAGUAGUCAGGUAUGUUGUCUCUUCUAAAGAGAUAAAUGCUCUCAAAGCCCUCAACGAAGAAAAGAAAUGGCAAAAAGCUGGUUUUGAUAGCACUGCACCGAUCUCCAAUAGUUCUAAGAAAAAUAGUACAAAAAUAGCUGAAAUUAAUUUAACUUUAAAUGAUAGUGAAGCCCCGAAAAAAUCGUACAUCACUGAGUUCAUUGAAACUGGAAGUGGUUUAACAAGUGUUGCUAAAGCAAUCUGCGAACGUUUACCUGUCAAAGUCUACAAAGAAAACUUAUCCACCAAAGACUCAGAUCCUUUAAUGGUGAAUAAUGCUUUUGUUGAUAAGGUAAACCGUUCAAAACUUAGCACUAGCCAUGCAUAUGAGGCACUUGCCAUGAUGUGCAACGAUGAAACAAAGGAGGAGAGGCAUCAAAAACCAAGACAAUCAAACAUUGAAAACAUAGAACUGAUGCAAAACAGUGAAAUGGAGAUCUCAAGUAUUACCAACGAAUCUCAACUCAUCAAUACUAAUAGCGAUGAGUAUAUUUUUGUGAGUGAAGAAUCACAAAUGCGAGACGAGUCACAUCUCCAUGGCAUGGACCCUAAUUUCAAUCAGGUUCAUAUGAUGAAUGGAGCUCGAAAUGUUGUCUUGUUGAAGAAUAAAAAUGGCGCUCCGUUAAUGUAUGUCGAAGAUACAGCAGAGCCAUUGAUGAGCAACCGUAUUAUUGAGAUGGAAGGUUUUGGCUCGUUACAGAAAGACUCAAAAAGUAUCGCAUUGAAACAGUGUUUAGGAGAAGGUGAGGAUGAGCAGUUUCAGUAUGUUUUGGACAGCAGCAGCGUUGAUAAAGAAAUGUUGGAUGAUUCGAAUUCAAAUCAAUCAUACUCGAAUAUGGUUCUCUAUUCAAAUAAGGAUACCUCGCUAGAGGACGCUGGUGUCAAGUAUCAAAUGGUCGAUGAUCAAUUUUCAGACAGAAUGAGGGAAAAUAAAAUGCUCUCAAAUAUUCUACUCAACUCUACACCAGAAAUAGAAGACGAGUUGAUCAUGAAUGAAGAAAAUGAUGUCAAAAGUCUGGGUAUGAUCAACCAAGUCCUCAACACUACAGACCAGUUGAAUGAAAACGAUGUGACUGAAAGCUCAGGUUACCAUUCAGCCAGCAUUGAGUUUCACGAGGAGAACGAUAAUUCAGCCUUCGGUGAUGAAAACGGUGUGGGUAGCAAAGAAGACAAUGUUAAAUAUUUAAGCAAAGAAACCGUGUUCAGUGAGAAUAGCGAAAACGAUAAUUUCCAUUUAGUUGAUAGUCGUGAGAAAAGUGAAGACUUUUGUUCUGCACCAAAGAAUUCUUCAAUAGAUGUUCCUUUCAUGCCCAAAUCAAAGUCAAACGAAAGCAGCAUUUCGGAUCGUGUCCUACGCAAGAGGAGGUCUUCGAGUAGCUGUGAUGCCAAACAAAACUCAAUGAAGAAUUGUGUGAGCGUAGAGAAGAGAAACAAAUUGCUCAAUGACAACCACAAUGAGAAUGUAGUCAUAAUGGGGAACGGUGAUGAAAACGCUCUCGAAGAAUCGCAGUUUUUUGGAAACGGAUUAACUGAUACCAUGAUGAAUUCGCAACUCAUUGAUGGCAACAAUUUAUCUUAGAACGAAAUGAAUUUCGUUUUUUCAAAUUCUUGAUUUUUUUAGUUGUUUUGUUUGUUGUUUCUUUUUUUUUUUAUCUUUUAAUUUUCUGUCCUUCACUUUGAUGAUAAAAUCAUACCUUGAAAACAGUUCUUUUAAAUAUGACUAUCUUCCUUUUAUAAUAUUUUUUUUUUUCUUUUU